AUGAAGUUUGGCAAAUACUUGGAGAGACACCAAGUGUCAGAAUGGAAGAAGAAAUAUGUUUAUUAUAAACUAUUCAAGAAACAGAUCAAAGCAAUAAGGAGAGCAUCAUUCUUAUCUGAUAAUAUUAGUGUUACAGGUACAUUAAAGAAGAAGUUCAAGAAUAUAGUAUAUCCAGAUCAUGGUAUUGAGUUGGAAAGAGUCGCACAACAACUUGGACAGAGUGGAGAUGCCAUUGGCAGUGGAGGAGGAGGAAGUGGAGGCGGAGGUGGAGUUGGUGAGGGUGUAGAGACAUCAUCAUCAACAUCACCACCAACUGCAACUGCAUCUUCCACGGGUACAGCGACUGCUACUUCCAACAAAGCGAUGGAUGCAGAGAUUAGGAAGUUUGAACAAAUGCUAAAUGAUGAAUAUGACAAGGUCAACAACUUUUAUAAGGAGAGUGAAGAGGAGUUCAUUAGACAAUUCACAUUGAUUCGUGAGAUGUUAUUACAUCUACCAGACAAGAAACAAAGAGAGAGGUCAGGUUCGAUUAGUCUCUCAAAGUUGGAUGCUUCCUCCUCACAUCCAAACCUACUCUCAAGUUUGUUGACCAGGCGUGCUCAUGCCAAGUCAUCCCCCAGAAUACGUUCCACCUCCUCACCAAUGCCCUCUCCAUACCUUGGUCAACCAAACAUUGAGCACUCAAUUGAGGAGCUCAUUCAGCCAGCCAAGAAGCAAUCAGACGCACGAUCAGCUGAGACCUUCACAUUCAAACUCAAACCGACAAAGAUCAAACGAUCACUCAAGAGAGCACUACAGGAGAACUAUAGAGAGAUAGAGAUAUUGAAGGAGUAUGUCAACUUGAAUCAUACUGCAUUCAGGAAGAUAUUCAAGAAGUUUGACAAGACACUUGGUACACAAAAGAGUGAUGAGUUCAUGGACCGUACUCAAUCACAAUACUUCUACACAUCCAAGAAGAUCAAUGCAAUCGAGCACGAGAUUGAGGUACUAUUUACCGAUAUAUAUAAUGAGGGCAAUAGACGAGAGGCUAUGAAUAAGUUGAGAGUGAAUCAAGACUAUCAGACGCCGGCUCAUAUUGUUUUCCAGACUGGAUUCCUCACUGGUGCCUCAAUCAUUCUAUUUAUAUUCUGUGUUCGAUACAUGGUUGGAAAUGUAUCCAUAUUCAGAUUCGACAGUCCAACUCCCAUUGACUUCCUAUCAAUGUUUAUACUAUUUAGAUGUUUGCUAUUGCCUAUUGUAAUGCUUUGGUACUUUGGUGUACUAAUGUAUGUUUGCAAAGGCAAGAAGAUCAAUGAUAUACUUAUCUUGGAGUGGGAUCCUAGAACAGAGACCAACUACCAACAUAUUCUCCGACUCGCUAGCGCUUUAACAUUCCUUUGGAAUGUUGCAUUGUAUUUAUAUGUAUACCUUGGUACACAUGUCAGCGGACGUGUUCCAAUCAUAUUCCCAUUCCUACUCUUUGUCAGUGCACUACUCUAUCUAUUCUGUCCAUUCAAUAUAUUCAAGAGAUCAAGCAGACAUUGGCUCAUUCACACUUUUGGAAGAAUGUUAUGUGCACCAUUCUUGGCAGUCAAGUUCAAGGACUUCUUCCUUGGUGAUCAGUUCACAUCAUUGGCAUUGGUACUCAGUGACUUUGAGUACACUCUAUGUUACUUUGUUCAUGACUUUUGGUACCAAAACAACACAUGUUGGUCAAUCAAUCCUUAUAUUCGUCCAAUCCUCAUCUCCAUACCGCCACUCAUUCGUGCACUUCAAUCACUACGUCGUUAUCGAGAUUCCAAACAACGUAUACAUAUGCUCAACUUUGGAAAGUACUGUGCCACCAUCACAGCCACAACAGCAUCAGCAAUCGCUCAUUCUGGACUAUCAAAGGGUGGAGCAUAUAUCCCGUUGAUAGCAGUAUGGAUCCUCUUGUUAUGUGUUAGUUCACUAUAUGGAUGCUCCUGGGAUUUCAUAAUGGACUGGGAUGUCCUACAUCGAGACAGUAGGAAUUUCAUGCUUCGUGACAAGUUGGUUUACUCUCACAGAGGUGUCUACUACUUUGCCAUUGUGUCCAACAUUGUCCUCAGAGCAUCAUGGGCAGUCAACCUCUCCUUUGAAGCUUACUCAUCAAGGGAGAAGGAGUUAAUAGUUCUAAUUACAGGAUUGUUAGAGGUCACAAGGAGAUUCCAAUGGAAUUUCUUCCGUCUAGAGAAUGAACAUCUUAAUAAUGUAGGCAAGUUCAGAGCAUUCAAUUUGAGACUGCCAGAGAUGUUCCCAACAGAUUACAAUCCUUUGAGUACAUCUGUUGAGCGUAGUCAUGACCAACAGCCUCUUCAACAACAAUCAAUAUCAAUGUCCAAUCAACAACAUGCUGCUUCUGGAAGUGGCGAACCAGCCAAUCCUCCACCUCCUCCAACUCCUCAGAUCGAAACUGGAAGUAUCAUCGCACCUUUAGACGACAAGCAUCAUCAUCCAGAUUCACUCAAGACUGAAUAA
This is a messenger RNA of Acytostelium subglobosum LB1, 2478 nucleotides long. RefSeq lists its product as hypothetical. The coding region runs from base 1 to 2478 and encodes 825 amino acids. Gene Ontology annotation, molecular function: inositol hexakisphosphate binding. The record is from RefSeq and is a predicted model, not a curated record. NCBI's taxonomy places the organism in Eukaryota, Evosea, Eumycetozoa, Acytosteliales, Acytosteliaceae. Gene Ontology annotation, cellular component: plasma membrane; cytoplasm; Golgi apparatus. The transcript is spliced from 9 exons. Gene Ontology annotation, biological process: phosphate ion transport; cellular response to phosphate starvation.